AUGGCACCUCUUUCUGAAGAAGAGGAGAACUAUGUUCGAUUAGCAUUGUUGUUAAAAGGAGUGACACCUAGAGCUGUCCGUACAUAUUUUGACAAAGAAUUUCCACCUACCUCUCUACCCUCAACACUUAAUACAAGCAAAAACACUCUUUUGGGCUUAAAAUUCACGAGAAUCAUCAAUCAGGCUCAAUGGAAUCUUUUGCAUCCGAGAAAUGGAGUUGUUGAUUCCAAAACAUUUGAUGUAACGUUGAUGAUCUGUUUAAUCAGAAACUUGACAUCUAUCAAUCAUCCAAUCAACGGAUUUGACGAUCUACCAUUACCGUGGGAGUUAAAUCCAGGAUCUGAUUUAGCCAGGAUAAAAUAUUACAGGAAUGAACUAGCUCAUCAUGAUAGUAAUACAAUACACAUUACAUACUUCAAUACAGCUUGGAGAGAUAUUUCACAUGCCGUAUGUCGCUUGGGAGGUCAAACAAUGUAUCAAGAGUGUCAAGAGUUAAAAGUGAAGAUCUUAGACCAGUCUCAUCAGGAAAUUAUAUUGGAAAUCAAACAAUCACUAGAAGAGAUGGAAGAGAUGAAACAUAAAAUGAAUAACUUGUGUUUGGAAAACUCUAGAAUGACAGCAUAUUUAAUAGAAUUACAAACUUCCUUCAAUACUCUACGGAAAGAACACAUGAAAAGUAUGGAAAGUUUGCAAAAUCCAAUACCAUUGAACAUCAGAGAACUGAUACAAAUAAAGAUAGAAAACUGGGGAAACAAAGAUAAGAUGUUUGUGUCAACCAAAGCAAGUGAUUAUGUCAUGAAAAGUUUACGGAACAACAGUUGUUUGACAUUAACUGCCCCAUCAGGAGUUGGAAAAACAUUUAUUGCUAGACACAUGGCACUUGUUUUAAAGAAUAUAGGAUUCAAUAUAAUACCAGUGGAAUUACCAGUCGACAUUAAAAAUUAUUACCAGCCUGGUAAAAAGACAGUAUUCAUUGUAGAUGAUAUUUGUGGAAAUUAUACUGCCAACCAACAACAAAUUGAUAACUGGAAACAACUGUUACCUGUAAUAAAUACAAUUAUUGCAGACAAGAGUUGUAGGAUUAUUGUAUCAUGUAGAUUACAAGUUUUUAGAGAUGACAACUUUAAUGCAUUAUCACCUUUCAAAUCUUAUGAAUGCAACUUAAUAUCAGAUAAGUUAUGCCUUACAUCUGAAGAGAAAACAAACAUAGGAAAUACUUACAUUGGCACAGGAAUGAAAGAACUUCAUGAUAUAUUUCAAAAGUAUGAGUUUUUUCCACGUUUGUGUAGUUUAUAUCCUGCCAUUACAAAAAGUGUACAUGCAAAAGAACUUCCUUUUACUGUUUAUAAGAAUGAGCUUGAUAAAUUAACUGAACAUGGUGAUGACGGGGGAUAUAGAAUAUGUAGUCUUGCUUUAUGUGUUCUUUUUAAUAAUAAACUUGAAGAAAAAUGGUUCUUUGGUAAAGUAACAAAAUGGCAAAAACAGAUCAUAAAAGACACAUAUAAUUCUUGUAGAUUGGACAGAAGUAUAUCAAAACCAAAACUGCAACAUGCCCUUGAUACCUUAGAUGGAACAUUUAUCUGUAAACAAAAUGGUAUUUAUAGAAUUUUACAUAAUACACUAUUUGACUUCCUUGCUCAUUACUUCGGCCAGAAAAUGAUUGAAUGUCUGAUAGACCAUGGCGAUAGUGGUAUAAUACAUACACGUCUUAUUUGGCAGAAAUCAUCAGAUGACAGGGACAGUAACAUAGAUUUCCUUAUUGAGAUACCACAUAAUAGUUCACAAACAUAUCUAAAAAGGUGUAUAAAGGACUGGUCAGCUGGAAAUGUGUCAGUUGUAUUUCAAAACAAGAAUAUGAAGAUAUCAUCAUUUCGACAACAGUUAUUACAGUACGUACAACGACUAGAAAAAUCAGAAAAAGUAGCAUUAGUCAAUACUAAGGACACAGUGAUGCCAAAGGCAUCAGGUAAUACUCCACUUAUUCUUACUUGUGGUGAUGGUUAUACUGAUAUGGUACAGUGGAUUUUAUGCAACGAUGUGAAUGUGGAUCAGUGUAACGAUGAUGGGGUUACUGGACUGUACCUGGCAAGUCAGAACGGACAUAAUGAAAUAGUCAAGUUAUUGUUGGAGAAAGAUCCUAAUGUUGAUCUAUGUGACAAGGAUGGCUAUAGUUCGCUGUCCACGACAGGUUAUAAUGGACAUACUGGUAUAGUAAAGUUACUGUUAGAGGAGAAUCCUAAAGUUGAUCUAUGUGACAAGGAUGGCCGUAGUCCUCUCUACAAAGCAAGUCAGAAUGGACAUACUGGUAUAGUAAAGUUACUGUUAGAGAAGAAUCCUAAUGUUGAUCUAUGUGACAAGGAUGGCUGUAGUCCUCUGUACAAAGCAAGUCAGAAUGGACAUAGUGAUUUAGUAAAGUUACUGUUAGAGAAGAAUCCUAAUGUUGAUCUAUGUGACAAGGAUGGCCGUAGUCCUCUGUACACAGCAAGUCAGAAUGGACAUACUGACAUAGUAAAGUUACUGUUAGAGAAGAAUCCUAAUGUUGAUCUAUGUGACAAGGAUGGCCGUAGUCCUCUGUACACAGCAAGUCAGAAUGGACAUACUGACAUAGUAAAGUUACUGUUAGAGAAGAAUCCUAAUGUUGAUCUAUGUGACAAGGAUGGCCGUAGUCCUCUGUACACAGCAAGUCAGAAUGGACAUACUGACAUAAUAAAGAUACUGUUAGAGAAGAAUCCUAAUGUUGAUCUAUGUGACAAUGAUGGCGUUACACCACUUAUUCAGUUAUGUGCCGGUAAUCACACCAGUAUUGUACAGCUAUUAAUGAGACAUAAACCAAACAUUGAUGCCCAGACCUAUGAUGGAGGUAAUGCCUUAAUGUUCAGUGUAGUGAAUGGAAACCUAGAGAUAAUUCAGCUACUAGUAAAGAACAAUGCUGAUUGUAAUGUGUGCUGCUGUAGUAAACAGACUUUAAUAGAUACAAUUAAAGGCAAGAAAUCAAUAACAUUAGAAGAAGAAAAACAAGCUUGUUUUGAUUAUCUAAUACAGAAAGCAUCCUCACAAGUAGCAGAUUAUAUCAGUAAGAACACAAUAAACUACGUCUUCAAUAUGGAGGCUGGAUGUUCUCCGUUACACUUUGCCUGCUUUAUGAAUAGGCUAGAUGUAGUCCGUUGUCUUCUGGGCCAUAAUGCUAACAUCAACAUGACAAACGAAGACGAAACAACUCCAUUAUUUUUUGCAUGUGAAGUAGGAAAUGAGGAUAUUGUACGUUUAUUGUUAGAUAAAGGUGCAGAUACACAGAUUUGUAGACUAGAUGGAAAAUCCCCUUUACAGAUUGCUACAGAUAAUGGACAUACAUCUAUAGUAGUGGUUGUAUCAGAACACAUGAUGUUGAACACUCUUUCUUCUAACUCUUGUUCUGUAAUCAGCGGGUCUAUCUGA
Mytilus trossulus (common blue mussel) is the source of this 3435-nucleotide messenger RNA. RefSeq lists its product as uncharacterized. NCBI's taxonomy places the organism in Eukaryota, Metazoa, Mollusca, Bivalvia, Mytilida, Mytilidae. The coding region runs from base 1 to 3435 and encodes 1144 amino acids. The record is from RefSeq and is a predicted model, not a curated record. Gene Ontology annotation, molecular function: protein binding. The transcript is spliced from 4 exons.